AUGGCCAAGGAAGGGACUGAUGGUGCCUUUAUAGUGGUUGUACGUGCUGAAGAAGCUAUCGUCGAAAGUGCGAGUGGAAGUGUUAUUGGUAACCGAUUGUCAAUUAUGAGAUCAGCCGUUGUACAAUUACUGGAUACUUUGCAAGAAAACGAUUUCGUCACCAUUGUUUCUUUCAACAAAAAUGCUCGUUAUUUAAAGGACUGCUGGAAGCAUUUAGUACAAGCCACGGAGAGAAAUAAGAAGAUAUUAAAAGCUGCAGUGAUGGAUGAUUCUGUCAAGGGAAAAAAUGUUGCUAACGUUGACAAAGGGUUUAAACUGGCGUUUACAGCUCUUGAGGAGGCACGUGAAAUGAAAUGUUUUGAUAAAUAUAACAGCGAAAAAAAAGUUCGAGUGUUCACUUACUUGGUUGGUCGUGAAAACGGAAGUCCUUUUGAAGCAGUAAAGUGGAUUGCUUGUAAUAACAAUGGGUUUUUUUACAGGAUUGAAACGUUGAGUGAUGUUCGUGAAAACAUUGUGAAAUACGUGACAGUUUUAAGUCGUUCAAGAGAUGAGAAGGCCAAAUGGACACCAAUGUAUUCGGACGCUCAGGGACUUGGUAUGACGUCGGCUCUUGUACUUCCUAUUUUUGAUCAGAGAAAGAAACUUGUUGGUGUGCUUGGCUCUGAUGUUCGUUUAGAUGAGAUUUUAGCCAUGUUUCCGGAGCCACAUCUGGGUGCUGGCGGUUAUCCAUUUGCAAUAACUAACAAUGGAUUGGUUUUCUUCCAUCCACUAUUAAAUAAAGAGGAGGAAACCACAUUGAAGGAUCGUAUCAGUGUUUACUUAUCUGAGGUCAUGCCCCACUUUGAUGAUCCCGACAGAGAUCAGAAGCUUGCGAAAGAGAUGAUAGACGGAAAGAAAAACGACUUGGGGUAUUCAAGAUCUCUUGUCUUGGCGAAGUAUGAUGAUAAGUUUCGUAUUGUAAAAAGAAAAUUGAAUUAUUCAUACGAACACAUCAGCGGCACCUCCUUCAGUGUUGGUAUAGCUAUGACAGACUAUGGAUCUUCUGUAAUCAGUGCACCACAAAGAAAGAACCAAUAUGAAAAAGAUAUUAAGAAAGCGUCCGAAGCUUUACAACAAGCAGGAAUUAAUAUUUCAGUUGGAAAAAACUGGCCUUAUUGCUCUGGACAAAUAAACAACUGGACAGAGUUAAAAAACAGCCUGGAAAAGUCUGAAUGCGAAAAGAAUACUGACUUGAUCGACCAUGUUAUUUUCGACAUCACUGAGCUUGGCCUUGGGUCUGCUUGGAAGCCAGGGGAAAUAAGUUCAGAUAGGAUUAAGGCUAUUUUCAUUGGAACAACAUCAGGAUUGACAUUUUACAA
This is a messenger RNA of Dendronephthya gigantea, 1358 nucleotides long. RefSeq names its product voltage-dependent calcium channel subunit alpha-2/delta-2-like. The annotation marks the transcript as partial. The record is from RefSeq and is a predicted model, not a curated record. Gene Ontology annotation, cellular component: voltage-gated calcium channel complex. NCBI's taxonomy places the organism in Eukaryota, Metazoa, Cnidaria, Anthozoa, Malacalcyonacea, Nephtheidae. Gene Ontology annotation, molecular function: voltage-gated calcium channel activity. The transcript is spliced from 20 exons.